This is a messenger RNA of Paramecium pentaurelia, 724 nucleotides long. The record is from the annotation of a GenBank genome assembly. NCBI's taxonomy places the organism in Eukaryota, Ciliophora, Oligohymenophorea, Peniculida, Parameciidae.
AUGCAAUCAAUUCACUAAUCACACAAGUAAACUAUUAUAGAGGAUAUGUUAUGGAAAUACCACUCUUCUGAUCUUGAAAUUCAAGGUUUGGGAUCAAUUAAUUUUGAUUCUGAAUUUAUUUGUUACACUUUCACAGAAUUUGAUGAAGAAGGUCAAUAAAUAACACAAUAAACAGAUACCUUUAGAACAGUAGUUUUAUUUGAAAAUUCAAAUUCUAUUCCUCUUGCCCUCUCUAGUGCUCUCAGAACCAUGUUGAAAGGAGAAUAGGCAUUUUUUGAAGUUAGCGAAGUUUAUGCUCUCACAUAAAAAGAGAUUGAUGUCUAUAUAGAUAAUAUGAUACCAUUGAAAAUGUAGAAGAGAUAAUAUUGGCUUAUCAAUAUAGAGAGAACCUUUGUGUAUUAAGAAAUAGAUUCAUUAAACUAGUUAUAAAUAGAAUAAUACAUUGAUGAAGUAAGGAAAUAUGCUGGAAUGAUAUUUCAAAAAUAAAAUUAUAUUCCAGCCAUCUCUAUCUAUUAAUUGAUUAGUAGAAUUAAAGUGGAAGAUUAAUAGUAAGAGUAUAAGAAAAAAAUAUUAAAGGAAAUAAGCAAGUCAUAUUCAAAUAGAGCAGUUUGUCAUAUAAAAUUAAAGGAAUGGGGCAUGGCAGAUUAGAUGUGUGAUGAGGCUUUAAGUUUUGAUAAUGAGAAUGAAAAAGGUAGGGCAUCUGAAGUAAAAUAGCUCUAUUGAU